UCAAUUAUGUACAUAAAUUUUAGGAAGGAUAGACGAAGAAAGAAUUUUGGCAACAUUGUUAAAUUAACAACCCACUUCGAAUUUCGAAUGGUCCACAUGUUUACAAUGUUUACAUCAAAGACAAACGUUUACAUAUUCUUGAAUUUUGUGUGAUACGGACGUUGUUAUUUGGCGAGUUACGUACGAUAGCGAUAAACUGCAAAAAUGGUAAAUCGCUGUGUGGUAUGCAAAAAAAUCAGCAGUAAAGGCAGUGGGAAAUCCAUGCACCGUAUUUUUUAGCUCAUCUCUAAAGAAUUUUUCCUCUCAUUAGAAUGCCUAGUGAUAGUGCUCGACAAAAAUUGUGGAUGGACCAGUUGAAACUGAGAAUUACAAAAUCUUCUAAGUGGUUAUACGUUUGCUCUGACCAUUUCUGUGAUGAAGAUUUCAUCCUUAAAUCAGGAAAAAGAUGUUUGAAAACUCAAGCUAUUCCGUCCAGGAUUUCAUCGCCUGAUACUUGUUCAAGAUACACAUUGGCUACUUCAGACCAAAAGCCUAUGACCCAAGACCUAUCAGAUAUUGGUAGAAUUGGGGAAUCCUUAAAACUGAGUGGCUCUGAAUUAUCGAAGACCUCAGAUUUGUCUGCUACAGCAAGUGCUUCAGAUUUGUCUGCCACAUUAACUGCCUCCGAUUUAUCUGCUACGUUAACUGCUUCAGAAAUGUCUGUUACUUUGGCAGCUUCAGAUUUAUCAGGCCAGGUGGUUUCCUUAGAAGCACUUGAUACUAAAAGAUUUGCAGCACCACAUACAAAUACCUCAAGUAGCACAUUGACUGCUUUAGAUGAAAAGAAUGUAACCCAGGAGCUAUCAGAUAUUCGGAAAUCAUCAAAACUGAGUGGUUCUGAUUUAUCGAAGACUUCAGAUUUGUCUGCUACAGCAAGUGCUUCGGAUUUAUCUGCCACAUUAACUGCUUUCGAUUUAUCUCCUACAUUAACCGCUUCAGAAAGUUCAAGUAGCACAUUGACUGCCACAAAUGAAAGGAAUGUCACACAGUACCUAUCAGAUAUUAGUAGAGUGGGGGAAUCCACAAAACUUAGUGGUUCUGAAUUAUUAUUACAUUAUUUUCUGUCACAAUUGCAAUGAUGAGCUGAAGGACCAAGGUCGAUGGCUCUUGUCUAUGACGAUAAAGAACAGUUCUCUCUCUG
Messenger RNA from Coccinella septempunctata (seven-spotted ladybird), 1180 nucleotides. Its product is annotated as THAP domain-containing protein 5-like. Gene Ontology annotation, molecular function: sequence-specific DNA binding. The coding region runs from base 312 to 1118 and encodes 268 amino acids. The record is from RefSeq and is a predicted model, not a curated record. The transcript has 5 exons. NCBI's taxonomy places the organism in Eukaryota, Metazoa, Arthropoda, Insecta, Coleoptera, Coccinellidae.